This is a messenger RNA of Gambusia affinis (western mosquitofish), 5383 nucleotides long. It is a transcript of the gene ehf, whose product is annotated as ets homologous factor. Lineage: Eukaryota; Metazoa; Chordata; Actinopteri; Cyprinodontiformes; Poeciliidae. Gene Ontology annotation, cellular component: nucleus. Bases 3063 to 3887 code for a protein of 274 amino acids. The record is from RefSeq and is a predicted model, not a curated record. Gene Ontology annotation, biological process: regulation of transcription by RNA polymerase II; cell differentiation. The transcript is spliced from 9 exons. Gene Ontology annotation, molecular function: sequence-specific DNA binding; DNA-binding transcription factor activity, RNA polymerase II-specific.
AAAUUUUGCUUUAAUCAAAAUAACUGGACGUUCUUUCUAUUUCCUUGUCAGCAAACUCUUGUUUACGGUAAAAACCCAUGGUGAUGGUAUAUGUAACUUUGCCAUACUUACAAGAAAUGCAGGCUGAAAACAGUAAAGAUUCUUCAGUACAUGAUUGACUGUAGAAAUUGCUUAUAUGAAGGCAAUUAAAGCAGAAAACCUGCAAACUUUGUAAGCUUCUCUGCCUCCGUAAGAUUACUGUGAAAAUGAAAGCAAACUAUCUUUGCUUUCAUUUCUUUUGCAGAAGCUAAAUGGCUUCUCAUUAAUGAUUCUGGAAAAUGAGUGAUCUUCUGCUAUGACUCGGCUUAUGGUAUACAAUAAAAGUGGCUUUCUGAUUGGCGUAUUGACGCAGACCACUCUGCCGCCUUGAUAAGAUAUGUGCAUGGCAGUAACUGACACUAAGGGUUAACACGUCUGAAGACUUGCCACACUGACAGCUGUGGAGUUGAUCCUGCUUGGGUUGAUGGCAUGCGGCACCGGUCUUAAGGAAAAACACGUUUUAAAGAUUGACACAGUAAGCUUUUUUAAUACAAGUGAUUUACCAGAUUCUUUAGAUGGAAGGUUAUUCAGUUAUAUAUGUCAGUAGGGUGGUUGCGUGCUCAUCCACUACUGUUGUGAUUAUGGUGUAUAUUGUGACUUGGUGUCAUUUUAUUUAACGCCUACAAAAACAGAGUAACGCAAAUUAUUCAGGGAAAAGGUAAAGACUUAGAUUUAUGGUGGAGUCGCUUAAAACAGGUUAGUAAUUACUGUGACAUUAGACAUUAGGUGACCAUUUGAUCAUUUAAAGUCUUUACACAUCUAGUUAAUUACAUGUCUAUAAGUACUGGAAAAUACCUUGUGGAAACAGAACUACAACCACAGACACCAGAUUGUGAAGCACCAGUUUACUUUAUCAGUGCCAAUAUUAAUGAGUAAUGAGUAACUGCCUGCCUCAUUUCUCAAGAAUGCAGCACUUGUUAGACUUGUAACAGCAACUCACUGUGAAAAUCCAAUAUUAACAGUGAACCAGGAAAGCUACAAGUCAGCUAUUGUGCUCAUGAAGAACUUCUGCCACCAAAACAGUGGAGGUGGUGAAAUUCUGAUACAUGUAUAUUUGCAUCGCAUGCAAAUACACGCAGAGUUAGGUCUGAAACAUUCCUUUAUUUCCAUUUCAUAUUUGCAAUAUGUAGUGUUAAAAUAAUUAAAAGAAAAAAAAAAAAAAAAAAAAAAAAAAAUCUUGAAAAAUACUUGUUACUGUUAGGAAUUAUUUUUUUAGUCAGUUAAUAAAAUCAACUCACAUAGAAAAAAUUUAUUCAUUAUGGAAAUGUUAACUAGUUUUUUGACUGAAAGUGAGAAGAGCAAAAAUUGAUGCACUUCAAACACAGACAGGCAAAUUAAACAGUUUUUGAACUGUACAUAAACAAAUGAACUUCCUUCAAGAAGUAAAACCCAACUGACAAAUUUGCUUAUUCAGUGCAUAAGUGCAGACAUAGAAAGCUUUGUGCCUCUCUUUUAUAUGUACUGUAUCAAAUUUAUUAUACAUUUUUCACCUAAAGUUUUAUGGCAGGAUGACUAAGUAGCCCCAGUUAUUGCUAUCAUAAAUGGAAUGAUGAGGCAGUUCUAAAAUAUACUGUAAAGUAAAUUUUGUCUGAUGCCGUUUUUGUCCACGUCUACAACAUUGAGUGGGAAGAGGCUGUGGUUAGGAUUGGUGGUACCCCAAUUUGACUACAGACAGUCUCUGUCUUUCAGUCUCUCCACACUUGCAUACAAUACCACACAGACAUUCACACACAAAAUUGAUGGAUAAAAGCAAAUGCAUUCACACAAUUCCAUGAGCUCAAAAUAAACAUGCAGCAUCUGAUAAACUGGGUAUUAGAAUUGCUGCUAGAUUUGCUGUGGGCUCAGUCUGGUUUAUUCUGUUUUCUUCCUUUGCUAGAGAAAAUGUACCAGUAUCACAUCCAGCCCAAUAAUACUGCUUUUCUUUGCUGCCUGGCAAAACCCAUAAAAACAUAACAAUUGUCUGGGUACCAGCAAAGAUUCUUUGCUUUUUAUAGAGUACAGAGAUUCUUGAGAAGAGGGACAAAACAGGUCGUAUGAAUAAAACACAAAAUUUGAAUAAAAUGUACACAAAAUAUAUAUUUUUUAAAUAUAUGACUAAACUAACCUGGUCUAUGUGAGCACAACAAUGUAUGUUCUUCUGGUGUUUGCUGAAUAUUUUUAUUUUAAACUUUGUAGUAGGUGGAUGGUGUCUGUAAAAUCUUUUGUCCUGGAACUCAUUACAUGAUAAUAGUUUAAAACAAUUAAAGGAAUACUAAGAUAAUAUAUUAUGACAAUUAAGUAUAAAUAUUCAAAUAAAGAAUUCUAAAAGUAUCAAGAAAUUUAAUUAAAAAUAUUUUUUAGAUAUUUUCCAACUCAAUUGAAAUUUGUCCAGGGGUUUUGUCAACACUGUCAGACAUAAAAACAAUGUAAAAAAAAUAAUAAAAAUAAAAAAAUCAGGCAUUAUUGGGGGGCAUCACAACUUCUGAGGACCCCAUGACCUCUUCCUUUCUCAUCCUUUGCUAAGAGGGCUAAGCAGCUCUGGUUAGCUAUUGUUAUUCUUUAGUUUUUUUCUUCCAUUUUAUUCCUAAGCUGUUCGUCACAACCAUGACGUGUCAACACCAUAACUGACAAUUUACAAAAUUUUGAUGAAAUAAUUGCUUAAUAUUAGUAUACUGUAAAUAUUUCAUGGACCUGAUGAGCUACAAGAUGGCCUCUUUCAGAUUAACAUCAUAUAAAUUGAGGUAGUUUGGCAUUUUGUCAACUCUGUCAAAUGUCUACUCCAUCAGAGUUUUUAGCUGACGGUGUGACUCUUACAAUGAUCAUGUUGACAAAUCUGUGCAAUUAAUUCAUUUUAAUGUAUUUUACAUAAAUGACAUUACUUCACAUGUAUCAAGAAUUUAUUUUUACUCACUAGUUUGUCACCACCUUCAGUUCUGUGUCAACUCCGUCAAGUGCUGUCAACUCUGUCAGCUCCUGAGCCAUGGUCAGAGUUUAAAAUCUGCAAUAUGAGCAUAACUCCAUUCGUCUCUCUGGAAAGCCCUGUGACCGCCACCUGGGGACCUGCUAACUCUUUUCACGACGGUCCACUGGUGAUGUCCAGUUACACAAGUCGCCUGUGGUCCCAAGACUCCCAGCCUCAGUUCUGGAGCAAGUAUCAGGUGUGGGAGUGGCUGCAGCAGGUCAUGGAUAUCCACCAGAUUGAUGCCUCCAGCAUUCCCUUACAAAACUUUGACAUGGACGGCCAUCAGCUUUGCAGCCUGAACUACCAUGACUUCAUCCGUGCUGCUGGCAGUGUGGGACACAUUCUUUACAACAGCAUCACAGAGCUAAAAUCGGGUGGCCAGUACCAUGUUGAUAUCGGGCAGUUGGAGAUCAAACAUGAAACUGACUUAUGUCCAUUUCCAGAUGUCAGCUAUCCACCCGGAGAAGUCUAUGACCCUUUGGUUCACACACAUGCUCCCAAUGUCUCUCCCACCCCUUCAAGUCCUGAUAUUAAACGGUCUUUUAGUCGAAGUCAUCAGGUCAAAAAACACAACCCGAGAGGAACCCACUUGUGGGAGUUCAUCAGAGACAUUCUUCUGAACCCAGAGAGAAACCCUGGGCUGAUCAAGUGGGAAGAUCGAACAGAGGGUGUAUUCCGUUUCCUGAAGUCUGAGGCUGUGGCUCAGCUAUGGGGGAAGAAGAAGAAUAACAGUAGCAUGACCUAUGAGAAACUAAGUCGUGCAAUGAGAUAUUAUUACAAGAGAGAAAUUUUAGACCGAGUGGAUGGGCGCAGACUGGUUUACAAGUUUGGAAGGAAUGCAAGAGGAUGGAGGGAGACAGAGAAGUGAUAAUUUCAUUAAUUUAUUUUUUUCAUGCCUUGUGUGCAUAAUUGUAACAUUUGAACGUGGUUUCCAGUUGAAUUUUUUAAAAUAUAGGUGUGUUUAAGUUGUCUAUAAGUGUUUUCUAUUUUUAUUUUCUAUUUCUUUUUAUGUUUCCCUUUGUAUUGGCACUGCACUGAGAUCCUUUUUGAGCUGCGCCAGUGAGACCUCAAAAGUUGUGUUUACAUAAUAUUUUGCAGAUGAAAAGCUAAGCAAAAGCACAAAAAAAUGAAUACUAAACAUAAUGAAGCUUGAAAAUAUAAGUUCCAAGGGAACACAUGUAUAAUGUAGCAGUUUAAGCAUGUGUGACAAAUUUGUGUUGCGUAUUUUGACACUGAUACUGUGAAAUGUCCUUUGGGAAGCACACAUGCUCAUUCACUUAAGUUAAAAUUAAAUUAAAUUAAAUUUAAAAAGAUCCCAUUGGCACAGUGCAAGAAAUGCAUACAAGGUAAAAUAUUAAUAUUCACUGGAAUUUUUAAGCUUACUUUGUCUUAUUACAUGCUUUGCUUUAUUUUAAAUUGUAAAGGAAGUGUAUGUGUUUUUAGAUCUUUGAUACAAAUAAAGUUUGUAAUUGUUUUAUUUCAUCUAAGUCAUUUUUAGGAGUUUUGUAUACUGUCAAACAUAAAAUAGAGUGAAUCAGUCAAAGAAAUUAUGUUGUUUCCAAGGCAUCAUGCUAAUUGUAGCAAUAUUUGAGAAAACUUAAUAUUGUCAGCUGGAUGUAGUUAACAGCAACAGUUCAAACAUCUUUUUACUGUUGAACUUGUCACAAGCUAAUCUGUGAAAAGACCUGCACACAUAGAUAGUGCAGGUUGCUUUUGUUUAAUCGUGACACUAUGAAAUGCCACACAGCUAACUGUUUGCCAGUCUGUGAACAAGCUGGUUCCAGUAGGCAGCUGACAAAUGACUGGUCCAUGAUUGGCUUCCAGAUAAAAGCAACGUCAAUAAAAGGCUUCUUUCUUUGGCCUGUGUUCACAAGCAAAUUCAUGUCUAAUCUUCUCCCUGACUUAUCUGGCAUUUGGUGACCCCUCUUUACAUAGUGUGGCAUUCAUUGACACUUCAUUGUGUCAUUAUCUUAACUGAUGGCAUCAAAGUUAUUCAUGCACACUGCUGCAUCUAUCUCUUUAAUUUUCACUCUUUUGUCCUCUAUUCCAUGCACACAUAUUGCAAUAUUGCCAGUGGAAGGAACAUGUGAUGUCAUUAUUCAGAAUAAAACACAGUUUUUGUCUGACAAAACCGGAUGCAACCAGAACAUAGUUCAUCCUCCCAGGGAAAGUACUUGUGAUUUAAGAAAAUAGCUGUGAUUUUCUAUUUUUUUACUACUCUGUAAAUUAAAAUCACUUGUAUCCUAAAUGUCAGAUGGAGCCUGUGCAUACUCAUGAUUGAAUUGAAAUCAGAUGCUGCUGAUUGCUACAUUGCUAAUAUACAUAAAAAAAUCAACUGUUAAAAUUAAAAUCCUCAUGCAUCAU